This is a messenger RNA of Penicillium subrubescens, 816 nucleotides long. RefSeq names its product Smr domain-containing protein. NCBI's taxonomy places the organism in Eukaryota, Fungi, Ascomycota, Eurotiomycetes, Eurotiales, Aspergillaceae. The record is from RefSeq and is a predicted model, not a curated record. The coding region runs from base 1 to 816 and encodes 271 amino acids. The transcript has 4 exons.
AUGUCCUACGAAAUGUCCCACCUGGGCCCUCGGGCCUUCAACCACGACCAGAGCGGUGACGCCGAGCAGGAAUACGACCGGUUGCGCGCCCUCGCACGACAGGAAGCCUCCAAGCGUGGAGAAUGUUUCUCACGGUCCAAGGAUGCAUACUCCAGCGGCGACGGCGCACGCGCAAAACAAUUGUCGGAGGAGGGCAAGGCGCACGGUCGCAAGAUGGAGGAAUACAACAAGCAAGCGUCCGAGUUUAUCUUCCGCGAGAACAAUGCCAAUGGGCGUGUUGAGGCCGAUACGAUCGAUUUGCAUGGACAGUUUGUGGAGGAGGCGGAGGAGAUUUUGGAGGAGCGUAUUAGAUAUGCCAAGGCGCAUGGACAGAAUCAUCUUCAUGUGUACGUUGGACCAGACAACCCCCAGUCACCGCUGUUUCGCUAUUCCCGGGAGUCCAAUCCAUUCCAUCGUCGGCAAGGGCAACCACUCUGCCGGCCACGUCCAAAAAUCAAGCCACGCGUCGAACAAGUCUGCCAAGAACUCGGUCUGCAAUAUGCCACCGAGGAAAACGCCGGUCGGAUCUACGUGAACCUGACCGGCGGCGAGGCCGUCAUGCCCUCCUACCCCUCGCACGGACAGGCACCGUACCACGGUGGGGGUGGCCAGUCAUAUCCUGGUCAACAGCAACAGCCUCACCACCAGCAGCAACAACAGCACCACCAGCAACAGGGUCAGGGCCAGGGUCAGCAGGACGAGAUCGAGAAGGUUGUCAAUGCGUUGUUGCCGAAGGUUUUGCGCAAGUUGGAGAAGGCGUGUUGUGUUGUUAUGUAA